GCGAUGGAGGUCGGCGUGGAGCUAUGGCGCACGCGCAGGCUUCUCGGCGAUCUGAGCGAGAUGCAAGGUAACGGGACGAGCAUGAUCACGCUCAUGGUGCCGCCCCGAGAUCAAGUGGCUAGGGUCCAGAAGCUCUUGGUGGAGGAGAUGGGGGCGGCGGCGAACAUCAAGAGCCGGACCAAUCGCCAGUCGGUCCAGGGCGCCAUCAAAUCGGCCCAGCAGCGGCUGAAGCUCUACUCCAAGGUGCCGCCCAGGGGCCUGGCGAUCUUCGUGGGGACGAUUGCUCUAGGGGGCAACAAGGACAGGAUGAUUGCCGUGAGCUUUGAGCCCGCCAAGCCCUUGAGCCGGUUUGCGUAUCUCUGCGACAAGAGAUUCCACACGGAGCUCUUGGACUUCCUGCUCGAGGAGUCCGAGACCAAGUAUGGAUUCAUCGUCAUGGACGGUAACGGGACCUUGUUUGGGACGCUCAGUGGGGCUUGACGGUUAAUCCUCGACAAGUCCAGCGUGGACUUGCCGAAGAAGCACGGCCGGGGAGGGCAGUCGGCCUUGCGAUUCGAUAGACUAAGAACCGGGUGCCGCCAUAACUAUCUCGUCCAGGCAUCCGAAGCUGCCGUGAAGCACUUCAUCGAUCCCAGCAGCAGCCAGGCCAACGUUGCGGGAUUGAUCCUCGCGGGGAGCGCCGAUCUCAAGACGGAGCUGGAGCCCUUGCUGGAUCCCCGGCUGAGGGCCAAAGUUCUCAAGGUGGUGACUAUAUCCCAUGGAGGAGAACGGGGGUUUAACCAGGCGAUCGAGCUCUCGGAGGAUGUUCUAGCCAGCGUGAAGUUCGUCCAGGAGAAGAAGCUGCUGGGGGAGUUCUUCGAGGAGAUCGGAGUCUGCUCCAACAAGCACGUAUCGGGGAUCAGGGACACGCUCCAGGCGUUGGAAAUGGGAGCGGUGAAGAGCUUGAUUGUUUACGAGGAUUUGGAAACGAGGAGGUAUGUCUACGACGAUCCUCAGACCGGGAACAAGGUGACCAAGGUUUUGAGCAAGGAGGAAGCGAAGGAGGAGGUUCCAAGGAACAGAGAGGUGGAAGAUAAGGCUCUGGUGGAGUGGCUUGCGGAGGAGUACAAAGGGUUUGGGUGCGAGCUACACAUAAUCACGAAUCACACGGAGGAAGGGUCUAGCUUUUGCUCGGGAUAUGGAGGGAUUGGAGGGAUUCUUCGCUAUCCACUGGACUUUGCGGCCAUGAACGAGGAAGGAGACGAAGCGUAAGCCUUAAGCUAUGUGUUAAGUAUUUCAUUGUCAUUGUCUCAUUGUUAGUCUCAUUGUCAUUGUCAUUGUCUCUCUUAAUAUGAAUCCAUACAUUUUUCCAA
Selaginella moellendorffii is the source of this 1352-nucleotide messenger RNA. RefSeq names its product eukaryotic peptide chain release factor subunit 1-3. The transcript has a single exon. Gene Ontology annotation, cellular component: cytosol; translation release factor complex. Bases 4 to 480 code for a protein of 158 amino acids. Gene Ontology annotation, molecular function: sequence-specific mRNA binding; translation release factor activity, codon specific. Gene Ontology annotation, biological process: cytoplasmic translational termination. The record is from RefSeq and is a predicted model, not a curated record. NCBI's taxonomy places the organism in Eukaryota, Viridiplantae, Streptophyta, Lycopodiopsida, Selaginellales, Selaginellaceae.